Molecule: messenger RNA, 258 nt
Organism: Rangifer tarandus platyrhynchus (Svalbard reindeer)
Lineage: Eukaryota; Metazoa; Chordata; Mammalia; Artiodactyla; Cervidae
Source: the annotation of a GenBank genome assembly
AUGGGAGAUUCUCUAGCGGCGCGACCAAGGUCAGAUGGCGGCCGUGGGCGCAGGAGCCCCGGCGACGGACGCGAGAGCCCGGUGCGCGGAGAGCGCUCUUGGCCGGAAAAACCUUUUGCACUCUCCUCUGGCCAAGCCGGGGUGGGUUUAGAGACCUCAGGUCAGCUUCCCGCUGCCAAGGCCAGGGCCCGGAGGAGCCGCCGCGAAGCUCUGGGCUCAGCGGCAGGACCCUCGGCGGCCGCCGUAGUGCGGAGCUGA